Calidris pugnax (ruff) is the source of this 1691-nucleotide messenger RNA. It is a transcript of the gene SMPX, whose product is annotated as small muscle protein, X-linked. The record is from RefSeq and is a predicted model, not a curated record. Bases 313 to 582 code for a protein of 89 amino acids. Gene Ontology annotation, cellular component: muscle tendon junction; M band; costamere. Lineage: Eukaryota; Metazoa; Chordata; Aves; Charadriiformes; Scolopacidae. The transcript has 5 exons.
UCAAGUGUCACAGGGGACCAAGUUACAGGGUGAAUCAAAUUCUAUAUUUAGGAAGAACAACUGGAAGCUAUGACAGGAAUUCCCUUUUACACUUCGCUUCUCAGCUGAGUCCCACUCCAGCCUGGAGCAGCUCUCAGUGCCGUCCGGCUGAAAGCAUCGGAGCUAUUUCAGACACAUUAAAAGGAUCACAGUCAAUACCUCAGCUGGUAGAAGAAGGUACCUCUUUCAGCAUCAAAAGGAGGUGCACAGACUCACUUGACGGUUUGGAGCUUUUCUUAUAUAAGUAAAUAAGGAUAAGCCUCUGUCUUAAAAAUGUCAAAACAGCCAGCGUCACAUGUCAAAGCCAUUCAGGCUAAUAUUAACAUCCCAAUGGGAGCAUUUCGACCUGGUGCAGGCCACCCUCAUAAAAGAAAAGAACUUACACCUGAAGAAGUGGAGGAGAGUGUUCCUGCUUCGACAGAGGAGGAGAAAGACAAGAAACAUCUCCCAGGAGCUAAGAAACUUCCAGGUCCUCCUGUCAACUUGUCAGAGAUUCAGAACAUAAAGAGUGAGCUGAAAUAUGUCCCCAAAGCUGAACAGUAGCUGGAACAACAGGUAUGACAAGAGAAACCGAACAGAUUCCAAUGAAUGGAGAUAAUUUGAAAUAUUUUAUAUAUUUGUAUGAAGACUAUGAACUUCCUAACUCUGCAAUAGCCCAUAGGAAGCAUCUUUGUACAUUUAUAUCAACAUUUUCUUGUUGUCCAUUUUGCUUAACAUAAGAAAGUACUGCUGCAAUAAAACAGAACACAGCAACUAGUGAUGAAUGUGUGUAUAUUCAGAAAUUAUUUUGACCGGAGAACAAGGUAUAGGGUAAUUUGAAGUUUGAGCAAAAGUAGAAUAAAUAAUUUAAAAAAAUUUAAAAUCAUUAUUUGGAAUUAAUUUGGUUUCUUUCCUUUUGAAAAAAAAAUCAAUAUGGACAAAAGAGUUUUAAAAUUAUUUGACAAAAUGUAGAAUAAACGAGGAAUGUAAUGUCUAAUUUCCUGCUGUGUAUUCCUGGUUACAGAACAGGAAUCAUGUAUCAUGUGUAAUAAAGGAAAUGAAAAUAUUAAAAAGGAUGGUGUUUCUGAUCAGUUUAGUUAAAUUCUUCUUUUGUUGUAGAGCCAAAGUAUUUCUUUUUCUUGAGAAUGUAAAAUGCACUGGUGUUCUGAUAUUUAUGCAUCACCUUUGCUUGAUACAAUGAAAAUACAAGAUGUGUGCUAGCUGACAGAAAACCUGCAACCUUUAUUCAAAUAAACAGGUCAACCAGCCUUGAUGGAACACGCUUCUGAGUAAAGGUUGAAGGAUCACUGCCUUCAAAAGCCCCAGUAAAAAGGGGAUGUUGAAAUGCUGAUGCUGAGUAAAAAUCAUGUAUGAUCACACCAACUCUCACGUACAAUGAUUAAGCCCUGACACUUGUUUUGUAUUGUUUGUACAUAAAUAAAGACUAUUCAAUGCAUAUUCUAUUUUUGGAAAUGAGAUCUUAUUGUUAGAGAAAUUUAAUACACUGUGUCUCUUUGGUCUCUCUUGUGUUAUUUACUGUGAAGGGAUAAGAGGAGCUAUUUUGUAAUAACUUUCUUCUACUGUUGAUUGCAAACUAUUCUACGUGUUCUGAAACUCUUUGCCUGGCUCUUGUUUAUUCAAUUAAAAUAAAGAUAAUUAUUCUGGGUAGAAAA